AUGAUGAGUUGUUUAAGAAUAUCGCAAAAAUUAUGUUCCAAAGCCUGGUACUCCGGUAACGACAUAAUAACCGGAAAGUUGAUGCAGCUUGAAAGGAUAUUAAAGUGCAGUGGUAGGUCAGACAUUACAACUACCAAUAAAGACUUCAGUAUAACGAAUGAGCCAAAAUCUAAUGUAAGCAAUAUGAUUAUCAGAAAAGAACCUGAUGGAAGAGAUAUCAAGGAAAUUAAUCUGGUCACUCACCUAAGUAUUUUGUCCAGUCUAGUGAACCAAAAUGCGUUUAUGUUAGAUGACAGGGUGCAGAAAUCUCUUUGCACUAUAAAGGAAUGUUUCAAAAGCUCAUACCAUAACGUUUCAAGUGUAUUAGAAUUUGUCAAAGUGUUGCGUCUUAUAGGGGACGAAGAGGGACUAAUGGAUAUUUUACCAUAUUUUAUACACGACGUACCAUUCAUGUCUGGAAAUGUGCUUUCUAGACUCACCCGCAUAUAUUCUAUAAAUUUUAAGGGCUCUCCAAUACUAUCAAACUUUUACAGCAGCGUGGUUGAACGUAUGGGUUCACAAUCCGAACUUUUUAGCAUAGAUGAUAGACUCUCUUGCAUCCUCUCAUCUUUUGAGCACAUAAAUGAUUCCAAAGUGAUAUUUGAUGUCUUGACAUCCUAUGCAUCGGAGAUUAAUGAGGAUCUGGUGACAAAUAUCACCGCAAUGAGAAUUUAUCAUAAGGCCAUAAAGGAGCGAAAGUUCACGGAGAUACCAAAUUUCACAUGUAAUUUGAUGAAUGUUAUUCGGAAAUUUCUGCAAAGCCAGAAUCAUCCGGAAAAAAAAGGUUGCGGAAGCACAGAAACAAUUGUCAGAUACUGUCGUUUGUUAGCUCGUUUGUCUACCAUCGAGAAGGAUUGUGAUGGUCUAAAGGAAAUUUUAAAUGAUUCUUGGAGCUAUAUUUCAAAAAAUAGUCUGCAAAUGACUGUAAGAGAUGCAUUGUAUAUGCUGGAGAGCAUGUCUCCGGAUAUGCAGACCACUAUAUCUUCCAUAUUGCAGUAUAUUGUUCCUCAAAUGUCGGAAUUAUCACUAAAAGAAUCAAUGACUCUUUUGAAAUUUAUAAAUAGUACUGUUGAUUCCAAAAAUCUGAAACGAAUGGAAACAAUGUUAGAGUCACAAUUUGCCCUUUACUCGGAUAAUUUAAAUGAAGAUGAUAUUUGUAAAAUACUACACUUUUACGCUCGUUCAAAUAUAUUAGAACCAUCUGAAUUCCUUACAAACAGAAUUUGCGAGCGUAUAUUGACCAUAUACUAUGCAAGUUCGAUAAACUUUGCAAGCUGUAUCGUACAUUUGAAUUCACUUGGAAUAUGCAAACCGGAAAUUAUUAAUAGAUUUGUAAAGUAUGUGUACAAUCACGUAAUCUCAAUGGAUCCUAAGGAAAUAUCUGUAUCUCUGUACACUCUGAGAAAGUUGAGGUAUAAUCCUCCUCAAAAAUUGUUAGAUAAGGUAACCCCUGUAAUUAAGGGGGAAAUUCGGAAUUUUAAACCUAUUGAUUUAGUAUAUUGUAUUUAUUUUGUAGCCCCGUGUAGGGAAAUCCACAAAGGCUUAUUCCAAAUUCUUAUCGGUGCUAUACAGGACAAAUUGGAAUUGUUGACUCUAGACCAAUUAGUAAUGUUAUCAACGUCUUUGGUAAAGUACAAAAAACAACCCUUUGUAACACUAAUGUAUUCGCAAAUAUCUGCACAUGUACCCUCAAUGAACGCUAAUCAAAUUUGUUCUGUAUUUUCUAGUUUUGCUUCCACAGGACUCAAAAAUGAGGAUCUCACUCAAAGACUCAACCACUAUAUCCUCUCUAUGAUUGGGUCAGGUAUAAUAAUUGAUGACAGGGGUCUUGGAAAUCUACUAAAGGUAGUAAGGAGGGGAUAUGCUAAUCAGCGCUUAAUUGAUUGUAUAAAGACUCAUCAGAUUGACCAUGUUCAUGGGUUUGAAUUGUUUGACACUAUACCCAAUAUAGAUGACUUGUCAAGUUCUGAUGUAGUAUCUUGUGUGCUUAUAUUGGGAAAUAAAAGACAAAGUAGAGAAAAUAACCGCUUAGCAAGGGGACUGUUCACCAGGCUUUUUACCAUUGCACCUGUACUCUCAUUUGACCUUUUAAAUCAAAUAUCAGCCUCGAUUUCAAGUUACGGAUACUCAAAGCCAAAAAUCAAUCGUAUACUCGCAAAUUUAAUGGCUAAAAAAGCACCAAAAGUCCAAACAAAAAUAGACGAAAAUAAACAUUUGUUUUUCAGACCCAUUAACAGGGGUCCACCUCACCUAAAACAAUAA
Molecule: messenger RNA, 2301 nt
Organism: Theileria equi strain WA
Lineage: Eukaryota; Apicomplexa; Aconoidasida; Piroplasmida; Theileriidae
Exons: 1
Coding region: 1-2301 (766 amino acids)
Source: RefSeq, a predicted model, not a curated record